AUUUGACUGUGGCGCUACGGCGGAGAGACCGGACUUCCGGCCGGUGACUGGCGGAGAGUGAGCUGCCGCAGCUUAGCGCGGGCUUUCCGGAAGCGGCUGACGGAUUCUCUUCCCGGAAGCGGCUGACGGAUUCUCUUCCCGGCAGAACGUUCGCUCCGAGGGCCGGCUGGUGCUGAGGUGCGUCCCCGGCGGGGCUUCUCCUCCUGAGGAGCUUGAGGAGAUUGGUGAUCGACAAACGGAGUUUAUUUUUCUGACCCCUCUGCAUCCAGCCCGGCGCCCCGUAGGCCGUCAAUACAUACUUUUGGGCUGAUAAUGAACGAAGUUGAUCGGGAAUAGUUGCUUUCCCUAAAUGAGUCAGCCAGCCCACAAUUACUAAGCGCCUGCUUGCGCUGGUUCUGGGGCUGCGAGGGCAGAACACGGAACGGAUUCCCGUUCUCAGUGAGCUUGUAUGUCAGCAGGCACCAAGCGCAGGCAAGAGGCUGGGGAACAAAAAUAAAGAUGUUAAAUACAGAGAUAAGGGAAGUCGUUAAAUGCGCGCGGAUUUGGAAAGGCUUCCUACAGGUGGAGUGUGUAAACUGCGUCUUAAACGGAAGGCUUCUGUGAGCUCAAGCUGGGAGCACAUUGCAUUCAUGGGGCAACGCAAAGGCGUGGAACCAUAGCGGAUGAGGAACAGAGAAAAGGCCAAUCUGGCGAGGGAUUCCCAGCAACGUUAGGUUGGGCUCAGAUUGUAUAGAACUUCUGACAAAACAGCUGCAUUUAUUUGAUUUUUGAGACAGUAGGAAACCGCUGGAGUUGAUUCUUCUGGCAUUAGAUGGUGAGCAGCUUGAGGUGAAGAACUAUAGAAAAUAGAACCAUGAUGUUGACAAAAUUAAAGAAAUUUAUAAUGAAUCAACAGAAAGUAUCCAGUUUGCAUAUCAAUCACAUGUAUUCCUGUAGAACAACAGUGAUUUUAAAGGGAUUAAUAUCACAAGUUUUUCUUAGAAGAAAUUAUAGUUCCUUACCAGAAAAUGAUGUCAAAUCUUUACGUUCAAUUAUCAACCCUUCUAUAUCUAAAAUUCGUAACAUUGGAAUUAUGGCUCAUAUUGAUGCAGGCAAAACUACAACCACAGAGAGAAUAUUGUACUAUUCUGGAUACAUCAGGUCUUUGGGAGAUGUUGAUGAUGGGGACACAGUGACGGAUUUCAUGGCCCAAGAGCGAGAAAGAGGCAUUACCAUUCAAUCAGCUGCUGUUACAUUUGACUGGAAGGGAUAUAGAGUUAAUCUCAUUGAUACACCAGGUCACGUGGACUUUACUUUAGAAGUUGAGCGUUGUCUAAGAGUAUUGGAUGGUGCAGUAGCUGUAUUUGAUGCUUCAGCAGGUGUGGAGGCACAGACUCUGACAGUAUGGAGACAAGCUGAUAAACACCAUGUGCCCCGGAUAUGUUUUUUAAAUAAGAUGGACAAAACUGGAGCUAGUUUUAACUAUGCUGUUGAUAGCAUCAGAGAGAAACUGAAGACAAAACCUUUACUUUUGCAGUUGCCUAUUGGUGAAGCAAAAUCUUUCAAAGGACUAGUUGAUGUUGUGACUAUGGAAAAAGUUAUGUGGAACACUCAUACAUCUAAUCAUGAUGAUGGAAAACAUUUUGUGAGAGAACCCCUUACAGAAUUGAAGGAUCCUGAAUUGCUAAAGGAGGCAAAGGAAGCAAGAAAUGCCUUAAUUGAACAAAUUGCAGAUCUGGAUGAUGAGUUUGCUGACCUUGUUUUAGGAGAGUUUAUUGAAAAUUUUGAUUUGUUACCCCCUGAAAAGUUACACCCUGCAAUACGUAAAGUAACUGUGGCUCAGAGAGCUGUUCCUGUGCUCUGUGGAAGUGCCUUGAAGAAUAAAGGGAUCCAACCCUUAUUAGAUGCUGUUACUAUGUAUCUGCCUUCUCCUGAUGAGCGCAGUAAUGAAUUUCUGCAGUGGUAUAAAGAUGACUUGUGUGCCUUGGCAUUUAAAGUUCUUCAUGACAAACAGCGUGGACCUUUAGUUUUCAUGCGCAUUUAUUCUGGUACAAUGAAACCACAGUCAGCCGUCCAUAACAUUAACGGGAAUUGCACAGAGAGAAUAAGUCGCUUACUGUUGCCUUUUGCUGACCAGCAUAUAGAAAUUCCUUCUCUCACAGCAGGCAAUAUUGCUCUAACUGUUGGACUUAAACAGACUUCUACUGGUGAUACCAUUGUUUCAUCCAAGUCUUCAGCAUUGGCUGCAGCCCGACGAGCUAGAAGGAAUGAAGGAAAGAUGCACAAACAUAACAUGGAACCUGGGAGUCUUUUAUUGGCAGGGGUAGAGAUUCCAGAACCUGUCUUCUUUUGCACAAUAGAACCACCUUCAGUAGCCAAACAGCCAGAACUGGAUCGAGCAUUGAACUGCCUUCAGCGUGAAGAUCCUAGUUUAAAAGUGCGAUUAGAUCCCGAUUCUGGACAAACUAUUCUCUGUGGCAUGGGGGAGCUACAUAUUGAGAUCAUUAAUGACCGCAUCAAGAGAGAAUAUGGAGUUGAGACCUUCCUUGGUCCUCUACAAAUAGCAUAUAGAGAAACCAUUCUAAACUCAGCCCAUGCCACAGAUACAUUGGAUAGAACAUUAGGAGAAAAAAGACAUUUAGUGACUGUGGAUGUGGAAGUGAGGCCAUGUGCAAGAGAAAAAUCAGAAGUAAUCCCUGUUAUUGAAUAUGCUGAAAAUAUUAGGGAGGAGCUUCUGCAAGAGUUUCAAGAGGCCAUUGAAAAUGGAAUUCGUAAUGCAUACCUGCAAGGACCAUUGCUUGGAUUCCCAAUUCAGGAUGUUGCAGUUACUCUGUGUUCAUUGACACUUCACCCAGGCACCUCUACAACAAUGGUUUCUGCCUGUGUCUCCCGUUGUGUACAAAAGGCUCUAAAGAAAGCUGACAAGCAAGUUCUGGAACCCUUUAUGAAUCUCGAAGUUACAGUGACUGGAGACUAUCUCAGUUCUGUCCUAGCUGAUCUUGCUCAGAGAAGAGGCAGCAUUCAAGAAAUUCAGAGUCGUCAGGAUAACAGAGUUGUUGUUGGAUCAGUUCCCUUAGCUGAAAUGAUGGGUUAUUCAACUGUGCUCCGAACUUUAUCAUCUGGUACAGCAACUUUUGCACUGGAGCUGUCUAAUUACCAAGCUAUGAACCUUCAGGACCAAAAUGCUUUGCUUAAUCGAAGAAGUGGACUGGCCUGAUUACUUUCAUUACAUGGAAAUAAAAAUACUGAGAAUGACAGUAUCUCACUUAAGUUUCUUCAUUGUAUGAAGAUCCACAUUAAUGACUUUUCCUGGGAAGGGAGUUAUUAAUUUUCAUUUAUGACUUGACACAUGCGCUGUCAUGCUAACUCUAUCAGACUUUGGCUACUGGAGUCCUACUAGUUGUUGAUGAUCAUUUAAAUUGUUUUAAAUAGCCUGACCUAAGGGAACUACUCCUCAAAAGGUAAGUGUUCAAAGUCUAUGAACUGUUUUCAAAGGAAGAAUUACCAACUGUUGCUCCAAUUCACUAAUAAGAAAAAAGGCAAUUUUGAGUAAAUUUGACAUUUGAGCUCAUGCCUUAAAAAUUUGCACAUAUCUCAGUCCAUUUUGGAGGGACAUCGUAUUAAUACACUGAGAAUCACAUUAAUACACUGUUGAUAAAGCUGUGAACUGCUUUAACCAUUUUGAAAAACAAUAGGAAAUUAUGUAAGGAAAGUGGCUAAACUGUUCAUCACUUUGAUGUAUUUAUCCCAUUCAUGGUAUUGCAUGAAUACUAUGUGUAGGAAACAGAAUUCUUGUAGCAAAAAACUGUAAACAAAGUGGGUGUCCAUUGAUGUGAAAUGACUAAAUAGUGGGAUGAAAAUGAAGUGGAAGAAAUGGCUAGUGUGAAGAACAUGAAGACACAUGGGAAGAUUUAAAUGAACUAAUGUAGAAGGUAAAAUAAGAAACAAUGGAGUAAAUAUGCAUCUAUAAAUGGAAAAAUUACUAAGGUUAGGUAGUCAUUGGAAAACAGGUAAUGAAACCUCCCUCCCUCUCUUGUCCUCCCAGCUGAGGCAAGAGUCUAAAUAUGCAGGGUUUUGUUUUUUUUCCCCCUAAAUAGUAUUUUAUUUUUCAAAGACAUGUAAAAAUAG
Messenger RNA from Sarcophilus harrisii (Tasmanian devil), 4107 nucleotides. RefSeq names its product G elongation factor mitochondrial 2 (gene GFM2). The record is from RefSeq and is a predicted model, not a curated record. Gene Ontology annotation, cellular component: mitochondrion. Lineage: Eukaryota; Metazoa; Chordata; Mammalia; Dasyuromorphia; Dasyuridae. Gene Ontology annotation, molecular function: translation elongation factor activity; GTPase activity; GTP binding. The coding region runs from base 854 to 3196 and encodes 780 amino acids. Gene Ontology annotation, biological process: mitochondrial translation; ribosome disassembly. The transcript has 21 exons.